AUGCCUCACAAUAUUAUGUCCAUCAAUGAUUCAAAUCAUGUGCAAAUUGGUGGUAGAAAAUCAAAGUUGGCUGUUGUCCAAUCUGAAUUAGUUAAAAAGGCUAUUGAAGAUACUUUCCCAAACUUGUCCUGUUCUAUAUUGGCUUUAUCUACUUUGGGUGAUAAAGUUCAAACUCAACCUUUGUAUACUUUUGGUGGUAAAUCAUUAUGGACUAAAGAAUUGGAAAUUUUGUUACUAGAUAGCAUCGAUGAAUAUCCACAAUUAGAUCUUAUCGUUCAUUCUUUGAAAGAUAUGCCAACCAAUUUACCUGAAGAAUUUGAAUUGGGUUGUAUUUUCCAAAGAGAAGAUCCAAGAGAUGCUGUUGUCAUGAAGAGUGGUUCUCCUUAUAAACUGUUGAAGGAUUUACCUGCAGGUGCUAUUGUUGGUACUUCAUCCAUCAGAAGACUGUCACAAUUAAUUAAAAACUAUCCUCAUUUGAGAUUCGAGCUGGUUAGAGGUAACAUUCAAACUAGAUUGAACAAGUUGGAUCAACCAGAUAAUGAAUACUGUUGUCUUAUAUUGGCCAGUGCUGGUUUGAUCAGAUUAGGUUUAGGUGACAGAAUAACCUCUUUCUUGGAUGAUAUGUAUUAUGCCGUUGGUCAAGGUGCCUUGGGUAUAGAAAUCAGAAGAGGUGAUGAUAAAGUUAAACCAAUUUUACAAAAAAUCGAAGAUCCAAUAGCCACCGUGUGUUGUCUUGCGGAAAGAUCAUUAAUGAGAUAUCUUGAAGGUGGUUGUUCAGUACCAUUGGGAGUCAACAGUAAUUACAAUGAAGAUACACAAGAAUUGACAUUAAAAGGUAUAAUAGUCAGUCCUGAUGGUUCAGUAUGGAUUGAAGACGAAGUUGUCAAAACCAUCAAUUGCAAUGAAGAUUGUGAACAAGUUGGUAUUGAAUUAGGAGAUAAAUUAAAAGCCAAAGGUGCCAAAGAAAUAUUAGACAAGAUUGAUAUGACCAGAAAUAUUAACGCCAGACCAACUGAAGUAUGA
Candida tropicalis MYA-3404 is the source of this 1023-nucleotide messenger RNA. RefSeq names its product hydroxymethylbilane synthase (gene HEM3). Lineage: Eukaryota; Fungi; Ascomycota; Pichiomycetes; Serinales; Debaryomycetaceae. Gene Ontology annotation, cellular component: cytoplasm. Bases 1 to 1023 code for a protein of 340 amino acids. The transcript has a single exon. Gene Ontology annotation, biological process: heme biosynthetic process. The record is from RefSeq and is a predicted model, not a curated record. Gene Ontology annotation, molecular function: hydroxymethylbilane synthase activity.